Arachis stenosperma is the source of this 1686-nucleotide messenger RNA. RefSeq names its product protein FAR1-RELATED SEQUENCE 5-like. The coding region runs from base 1 to 1686 and encodes 561 amino acids. The transcript is spliced from 2 exons. NCBI's taxonomy places the organism in Eukaryota, Viridiplantae, Streptophyta, Magnoliopsida, Fabales, Fabaceae. The record is from RefSeq and is a predicted model, not a curated record. Gene Ontology annotation, biological process: regulation of DNA-templated transcription.
AUGGGAGAGGACGAUAUGAUGGAUGAAUGUGAGUAUGAGCAUGAGGAUAGUAUUUUUUAUGAUGAGAAGUAUCCUGAUGAUGAGUCAUACUUAGAGGAGUUGCAGCAGGAAGAAGAGUUGGGUGAUGAGUUAGACGGUGAGGAGAUUUUUGCAGAAUUUACAGAUUAUGAUUAUGAUGAUGCAUAUGGAUUGGAUUCAAUUGAGGAUUUAUUGAAACUUGACUUUUUAAGCAUUGGUGAGGUUGAAGUUGACAAGUUUCACUUUGGAACCCUAGCCAUUGCUUUUGAAUUUUACAACAGAUUUGCAAAGAGCCAAGGUUUCAGUGCAAGAAAAGAUAAAAACUGGAAGAACUCAAACGACGAGACCUACAUGCAGAGAUUUGUGUGUUUUCGGCAAGGAUAUCGAUUAGAGAAGUGGUACACUUUGCCAAACAGAAAAAGGGAACCAAAGACCGAGACAAGAACUGGGUGCGAAGCUCAAUUCCUAGUCAAGUUUGUUGGGGUAACUGGAAGAUGGCAUGUGACUCGAUUUUCAAAUGUUCAUAAUCACGAACUAUUGGAAAGCCGGUUGAGCAGGUUAUUGCCAGCUCAUAGGAGUAUGUCCAAAGCCGAAAUUGCACUCAUGAACAACAUGCGCAAGUCGGGAAUUAGCACAUCCCAAGUUUAUGCUUUGCUAGCAAGUCAAAGUGGUGGUUUUGACAAGUUGAACUAUGGCCCCAGAGACAUGUACAAUCAAAUAGCUAAGGCGAGGCGUGAGAUUCCAGAGGAUGUGGGUAGAGCAUUAAAUUAUUUGGAGGGGAUGGCUGCAAACGAUAAAUCUUUAUACUACGAAGAGCUUCGGGCGACGGAUGGAAGGUUACUAAAUCUCUUUUGGUGUGAUGGUUUAUGUAGAGAAGACUAUAAAUUGUUUGGAGAUGUUGUUGCGUUUGAUGCUACAUACAACAAGAAUAAAUAUAGGUGUCCUUUUGUUGUGUUCACAGGUGUCAACCAUCACAACCAAACUAUUGUCUUUGCUGCAUGCAUUGUAACAGAUGAGACGGAUGAGACUUAUAUAUGGGUGUUGCAACAGUUUUUGGAGGCAAUGAAUGGUAGAGCCCCAUCCUCUGUGAUAACUGAUGGGGCAAAGGCAAUGAAGAAUGCGAUUGAGAAAGUAUUCCCUGGUGCUCACCACAGAUUGUGUGCUUGGCAUCUCCUACGUAAUGCAACUACAAAUAUGUGUAGUCCUCGUUUCACAUCUAAGUUUAGGGAUUGUAUGUUAGGAGAUUACGAGAUUCCAGUAUUCCGUAACAAGUGGCAAAUAUUAGUAGAGGAAUUUGGGGUUGAGGAAAAAGAAUGGCUAAAUGAAAUUUAUGAGAAACGUCGAUCAUGGGCAACAUGUUACAUCCGAGGGAAGUUCUUUGCUGGAUUUAGGACUACAUCACGCUGCGAGGGUUUGCAUUCAUUGAUUGGGAAGUACACUAAGCCUCAUUAUGACUUAUCCGAGUUUAUUGAGCACUUCCAACGAAUGUUGGGCCAUAUGCGGUUUAGGGAAUUUUAUGCUGAAUAUGAAUCUGCUCGUGGAGUUCUAGUUAUGCAAACUUGUAUUGAACCCCUUGAGAUGUGUCUGCUGAUACUUACACAAGGGAGGGAUGUGCGUGAAAUUCCUAAAUGUCUAGUGUUGCAUAGAUGGACUAAGAAAGCAAAAUAA